AUGGGAAAAAUUGUCUCUUCCUUAUUUCUAUGUGUCUUCCUUAUUUCUAUGCAUUUCUAUGCAGUUAUUAUACGAUUUAUGACUUAUGUUCUGCAAUUAAUAUCUUAUGUUUUGUCUUACUGUAUGCAUUUGACAUUUCACCUAGAUUGUUCAAUGGUUGUCUCUGCCUGAUAGACUCUCAACUCUAGCUCCCAAACCCAAGGUCGGGGAGUUGUGUCUCUGUCUGUUGAGACUUGGUGCUCCUUUCUCACAGAUAGUUGGACGUCAGCGAUGCAGGUGUGAGAAUGUAAAUAUCUUCACACACACUGCAACAGGGAGGAGAUGGUGCAUGUAAUUUGAUUGGGUUAGAAAGACAUUCCACCCUAGUCAGACAGAGAAGCUAAAAGGCAGAAGUAACUUUAGGAUCGUGGGCUCUUUGCAUCACACCUUCGUGGUGUGUGCAAUGAUCUCCCCAGCUGGUUUUUGGUUUGUUGAUGUGCACGAUCAACAUCCAUGCUUUUUAUUUGCUUUCCCCAUUAUUUUUAUUUUCUUUAUUAUUUCAAUAAAUCGCACAAAAGGACAACUCUCUCUCAUCUACUUCUUUAUGGAAAAUUUCCACCACAGAAAUUGGCGUCACGAACAGGAUCCCGCGGCAGGUCGUCUGGACGGUGUGACCAGGGACGAUAGUCCUGAGGACUAGGGUCGCUCAGCCUCCAAACCUCUACAGACAUUCAGAGCUGGGAGGACUGCUCACCCGUCUGGAUCGCCUCUGACGAGAUCCACGAACUCAGAUUCAAACUCAAAUCCUAAUUUGGCUCGGCUCGGUGAGAGAGAUUCCUUUUGAUUUGGGAAAAAACAAAAGGAUUGGAACUUUUAUUUUUAAUUUAGCUGAAACAUUUCAAUUGGUUGAAAAAAAAAGGAAAGAAAUCUUCUGUUUGGUUCAAACACUAAAUUUGAUUAGGAAAAUUAAUUAGAUCGAGAGAAAAAAAUCCCAAUAUUACAUGUUCUUAAUUAGGUGAAAGUCUGCUCUGGGUGGUGAGACGUCGGUUGCUAAGGGUUGGCUCGUGGAACCGAGCUUCCGUCUGUACUGAGGAUACAGACAUGUUUUUUUGAUCUGUGCGUGGUCCACACGUGGGGGACUGAGUAUAAAAGACGGCUUCUGAAAGAGGGAGUGCGUUUGCAGAGUGAAGUAUUUUCAAGAUACGAGGGACCCGGGCCUAGAGGGGCCUAACGUUGAGGAAAUACUUCGGGAAAGGCUCUGUCGCCAGAUCAGGUUGGUUCCCUUUUUACGGAGACGUCCGAUAAAAAGGCAUUUUGGGAAGGUUCCGGCCGGAACACCCCAAAAAUCUAAGGCAGGAAACCGCCGGACUCUGAAAGACGGGUUCGGGGCAAUUUGAGUCUUCACCACCAGACAGAAACCGUACAAAACUAAACGUAAUUAAAGUAAAUAUGGUUAUUAGUGCGUUUCAUGUUUCCAUGAGUGGGAAACUGGUUAUGGGUUCAAAAGGAGAAUCGCUUUGUGUAAGGACAUACGCACCUUAAAAGAAAAAUUAGAGACAAAAGAAAAUACUUGAAAAAGCAAAACUAUCAAAACUAAAGCCUUAAAAGAAACAAAAGAUGAGAGUAACAGGAAAAAAGGAGAUAACAACUCUGGGGAAGAAUUGUUUGCACUCUGCCACACACACACAUACCACACACACAUAUCAUGCCAAGAGCAAAUGCUCCCAUUGUUUCUGCUCUUUGUCCUAAUGCAGAACUGAGCGCGAUGAGGGUAAAUCCGGAUCUGGACUCCUUUCCCACCAUCAGCAGAAGAACCGAAGGAGAAGAAGCGCUAACCAACAACCAGAACAGGGUGGAAGCUCUGACACCACAGCAGCUGGAGGACACAGACCACAGCAUGGACGCCUCAGCGACUCCCACAACGUCUGCAGCCAUCACGUUCUGGGCUCAUCAGAUGAACCAGCUACUACAAGCGUGUGUGUCUGACACAGACACCUGCUUAUGACAAUCAGCAAAGGAAAACAAGGACAGAGCAACAGCAGAGAAGACGUGCUCUGACACAGACACUGGUUGAAACAACAGGAGAGGCUUCAGACGUGAUCGGCCCAAAAGAGCUGCAUGCGAGGAUCCAGGAAAGGUCUGUCAUCGAGGAACAACUGUCCCAUUAAAAGGCUUCACCCACUGGUGCUCACAUCAGACUGAUGGUUGGGGAAGGAGGAAGGUGACGGUUCCUUUUCACGUGACGUACAAGACGGUACCGCAAACAUACACACACAUUCAUACACGCAAUGAAGAAACACGCUUACAGCUGAUACACGCUCAAAUUCAUGUUCAUGCUUAUCUGCUCGCAAUGAAGAAUCGCUUUUUGCUUAAAAAAAUCCCACAGAGUGAUUUUAAAAUGAUGACAAACAGCUAAAUGACAACUGCUGCAUGACUUUACAGUCUGAUGGGUUCAAACUAUUUUAACUUGCAACAAAUUCAGUAAUAAAAUCCUCUACGUUUCUAAAAGGGUUUGUGCACAAUAUAGGUUUGUCUGGCCAGACUAGAAGACUAUAGGAAACAAAACAGACUAUAGGAAAACAAAACAGACUGUAGAAAAAACAAAACCAGACCAUAGGAAGACUGAAACCGACUGAAACAGACUAUUAAUGACUAUUAAAGGGAAGACGACUAUUAGAGAGAAGUAAUAAUAAUUACUGUACGUACCAGACUAUUAAAGAAAACUUAUUUUUUCACUGUCUUAUGCAACAUUUGACAGCGAGACACCUUGAGAUUUAUUGUUGCUUUCAAAUUUAUGCCCAGUUAAUUUUUAGGAAGAGAUCUCAUGUGUAGUUUAGGUAUUUGAUUGAUUUCCACUCCAGACGGAGUGCAGGUUACAUCUACAGACAUUCUAAAUAAUCCCUCUUUUGUUGCUGUUAACUUCAGCUCAGCUGUGCUCUUAUCAUUGGCUGCUGAGGGGGGGCUGUAACUGAGGCCCUCACACAGGCUGCAUCACGGCUUGUUUAUGAUUUCACACACACACACACUCAAACUGACCUCAACUUCCCUCUUUUGGGAUGAACACAGGUCUGCGCUUGCAAUUUCUUUUCCUAACGAACAAAAAGAUUCUUGAUUUUUAUUCUACAGUUCCACACGUCCCUCUGUGAAAACAUGAUGGAGACAGAUGCAGGACGUGGGUCCUUUCGUGAACAGAUGUGAACGGGGUGGAGACUGGUGAACGACUUCUGACCCCAUAGGACGCUCUGACCCAACACUCAGCCUUACAGGAAGCCCUGCUUCCCUGUGGCUCACACACAGACAUGAUGUAGGUUUGAUCAGAGGAUGUGAACCAGUGGUCAUCACACCUAAAUCUGACCACAGACCAUGUAAACAACAACACCCUCUUAAAGGAAGCCAUAGAUGGUGUUACUGCAGACACCACUAAGCUAUUGAAACAUUGGAUGCUACAGGCCACAAAGAGAGCCUGUUUAAAUUACACUUUGUUCAGACAAAGGUUAUUUUCUGGGUCAUUGUAAUUACAGCUGAUGGCAAAUCCAUCUCACCCAACUGAGUUAAAGCAAUUUGAGACCUGCCUAAACCGUGCACGUAAAAACAGCUGAUAUCUUUUCUAGGUCUUUGUUCUUAUUGUAGGACUUUCGUUCCUAACUUUACUGUCUUUGAGGCCCCACUCAGGGUUCUGAUGCAGACGUCUUCAUCGUCCACUUCUUGUCUCACGUGGACGUCUGAGGCUGAACAGGCGUUCACCGACCUCAAACGUGCUCUUCAGUCGGCUCCUACUUUGGGUCUACCUGACCCUACGCGACCUUUCACCCAAACAGUGGAUGAGAAAUCAGGUUGUAUGACCUCUGUCCUUCUACAGGAUCACGGAGGACGUCCGCGCCCUGUAGCCUAUUUCUCUGCUAAGCUUGACCCAGUCGCUGCGGGGCUCCCACGAUGCCUCCGAGCAGUGGCUGCGGCAGAGAAAGCCGUGCUGGCAUCACGUGACAUUGUUGGGUAUUCUGAUGUCACCCUGCUGGUUCCUCAUGCCGUGUCUUUGAUCCUUUUGGAACAAAAAACAUCACAUCUUUCUACAGCCCGAUGGCUUAGAUACAACACCAUCUUACUGGACAUGCCAAACAUCACUGUCAAAAGGUGCAAUGUGCUUAACCCAGCCACUUUGUUUCCAGGCCCUGACGAUGGCGAGCCUCACAACUGUGUUUCGGUGUUGAACCAGGUCUGCACUCCGCGCCCAGAUCUGUCGGAGGUGCCAAUUCCUAACUGUGACCUCGUUCUCUUUGUUGAUGGCUCCGCCUCUAGAGACCCUGCUUCGGGCCGCUGUCAGGUGAAAGCGGCUCUGCCCAAACAGGCGACAGAACCACUGCACAUCAUUCAACCAGGAGACUGGGUGAUCAUUAAGGAGCUUCGCAGGAAGCACUGGAACUCAAAGCGGUGGCAAGGUCCCUUCCAAGUCCUUCUGACGACCCACACGGCUGUGAAGAUCACAGAAAGAGCGACUUGGAUCAACUCCAUCCAGGAAGGUCCCGGAUCCGACAGACGACCCUCCAUCUACACCACACGAGAAAACCACCACUGACAUAAAGAACUGAGAAGGACGACCCUCGCUGUGCUCACACACGCACUGAGGCGAGGCUGCGUUGACCGUUCAGCUAAAGGUGUGAGCCAAGCGCCGCCUGAAGCUGCACCGGUGAAUCACACUAUCAGACCAUACAUCUACACACACGCUCCUGAGAAAACACACACACGAGCAGCCUUGAGUUGCCAACGCUGGACGACGUGUAGACUCUUCACAUCACGGGAGUGACAGUAACUCAGACGACAUUGGGAGGAAACCUGGCGGUGAUAACGAAUCCCAAGUGUCUCUGUGACCAGCUGAUCACAACCUGAAGAACCCCAACGAACAAUCAAUACUUCAACACACAGGUUGGAAACAAUCUAACGCUACUGUUCAACAGGAAGAAGCAGAUUGUUACGAGACAUCAAUUGUAAACAUGCUUUGUUAGACUUCAUUUUAUGUUACUCUGAUUAUUGCCUUUAUCACAUGAUGUUUCUAUGUAAGUUUACACACUACUUUUGAAUGAGAAAUUUCACAACAACAACAACAACGACACUGAGUUUAAAUAUCCUGAAGUUGACUUGGUGUUUAAUUUGCUCACAAUCACUUUAUUCACUGCUACAAUUAGUUUUAUCCUUCAUUUACAGAUGAAAGACAACACAAGCGGAAAUAUGCAUCAUCAUUCUGGUUAAAUCCCUGAAUCUCCUAUUCGCUCUAGACGCAAAUGUACAAUUAAAGAUCCGAAAGCAUUAAAUCUAUCUUAAGAAUAUAUGAAACAGAACCCCACCGGAAACCUAUGGUUAUCAUACAUUAAUUGUCUUUAUUACAUUACAAUUGAAUGGCCAUAGACACGUUGUUAGCAGAGAAAAGAGGCGUUUGUGUUAUGUUUGGAGACGCAUGUUGUACUUACAUCCUGAAUAACACUGAUUCUAAUGGUAUUGUGGCGAAGGCGCUCCACGGCCUUCAGAAUCUCAGCUAACUCUGGUAUAGGUUCUUUCCCUUGGAAUUGGCUAAACAAAAUGUCUGGAAAAUGGAAAUCUGUUCUCAUGUCCGCAGCUGUUUCCUUUAUCAUUGAGAUGCCUGUGAUUCUCUUGUUUGGUUUUUGCGUUAUCCCACUGGUUAGAGGUCUCAUCAUGCGUGCGACUUCAGCAACACUCGUAUGAGAUGACACAAUGCACUAUGUUCAAAAACCCCAACUCUAAUUUACUUAAUGACUUUGACGAUGGUUUUAGGCUAUCUGACCACAAAAUAUAAUAUGAUACAAAUAUGAUAAUGAGCUUAUUUUCUUCACAUGCCAAUACAGAAGUUAUUCUUGUAUAACUACCCACCAAAAACAGCUCCCAACCUUUUGUCCCUAAGUUACUUGCAUUUUAUGUGAAGGUGUAUUUUGAAUCUUGAUGAGUUAAUACCCUUAUUGUUUCAUUUGCAAGGAUCUUUUAUUAUUACAGAAUGUGAUGUUGACAAUUUUUCUUCUUAGUGGUUGAUUAAUGUGUAAUCAAAAGGGGGGAGUGUUAUGGGAAAAAUUGUCUCUUCCUUAUUUUUAUGUGUCUUCCUUAUUUCUAUGCAUUUCUAUGCAGUUAUUAUACGAUUUAUGACUUAUGUUCUGCAAUUAAUAUCUUAUGUUUUGUCUUACUGUAUGCAUUUGACAUUUCACCUAGAUUGUUCAAUGGUUGUCUCUGCCUGAUAGACUCUCAACUCUAGCUCCCAAACCCAAGGUCAGCGAGUUGUGUCUCUGUCUGUUGAGACUUGGUGCUCCUUUCUCACAGAUAGUUGGACGUCAGCGAUGCAGGUGUGAGAAUGUAAAUAUCUUCACACACACUGCAACAGGGAGGAGAUGGUGCAUGUAAUUUGAUUGGGUUAGAAAGACAUUCCACCCUAGUCAGACAGAGAAGCUAAAAGGCAGAAGUAACUUUAGGAUCGUGGGCUCUUUGCAUCACACCUUCGUGGUGUGUGCACUGAUCUCCCCAGCUGGUUUUUGGUUUGUUGAUGUGCACGAUCAACAUCCAUGCUUUUUAUUUGCUUUCCCCAUUAUUUUUAUUUUCUUUAUUAUUUCAAUAAAUCGCACAAAAGGACAA
Betta splendens (Siamese fighting fish) is the source of this 6606-nucleotide messenger RNA. RefSeq names its product protein NYNRIN-like. Lineage: Eukaryota; Metazoa; Chordata; Actinopteri; Anabantiformes; Osphronemidae. The transcript has 3 exons. The record is from RefSeq and is a predicted model, not a curated record. Gene Ontology annotation, biological process: DNA integration. The coding region runs from base 3659 to 4552 and encodes 297 amino acids. Gene Ontology annotation, molecular function: RNA-DNA hybrid ribonuclease activity; nucleic acid binding.